Molecule: messenger RNA, 1382 nt
Organism: Mycotypha africana
Lineage: Eukaryota; Fungi; Mucoromycota; Mucoromycetes; Mucorales; Mycotyphaceae
Exons: 5
Coding region: 249-1382 (377 amino acids)
Source: RefSeq, a predicted model, not a curated record
AUAUGGACAUGCAGGAUAUAUUGAUUCAACACCAAGGUAUAAUAGGUUAUAAGGACUAUUCUCUGCCUUCGGCAUAAAGAAUGAUUACAAGAUAAUAGUUUGUGAUCAUCCUUUACAAUAACUGUUCACUCAACUCAAACACCACGCACGAAUAAUAUUUUCCUAAUUAAUUCUAUUUUCCUGCAAGCAGUGCUACAUAAUGGUUAGCACGGAAAAAUAGGUUAGUUGCAUGGUCACUAGAUCAAGCCAUGGAUACGUUUACAAGUCCACCCGCUCCGGUCGUCAAAUACCACACUUGCGAUACUUGCGAUACUUGCGAUAUUUGCGGUACUCACCUUAGGUUUUCACUUUUAUUCAAAAUGUCGCAAACAAACUCUAAUCUAGAUGACGAUCUUUCUGAUGUUCUUACUAUAACUCUACCAAGACGCCCAGGGGCUGAUCUUUCAAGUAAAUUACUUUUUAGGGAAGACGAAAUUGUAAACAUCGUUGUUAAAGCAGCUACUGAUGGCCAUGUUAACGGUUCUUUAUAUUGUGUUUCCUCUAAUGAGUUUUCUGACGGAAGGAAAUCAGACAUUCUCUACAUUCCUAAAACAAAUAAGCCAACAGAAACCACCUUGCCAAUAAUUGUUGAAAUACAACAAAUUGUUGAUAUCUCUUUCAUAAAAAGAAUUAAUCGAUACUGUUUGAAUGUUCAUGAUGCGUACAAAGUAUUUCCAAAAGUCAUCGUCUUUGUUAUCAAGGGAUUUUCAAGUAAAGCGCUCAUGAAUGAUUUUGCUAUAGAGGAAGGUUAUCCUUAUUAUACAACACACAAACAAUACUGGGCACAUUUUAUUCAAUUCUACAGUUUGGACUCAAUUUCAUCUUUUGUAACUGAUGAAUCUACUAUGACACCUAUUAUAGCAUUAAGUUAUUUUUUAUGCAGUCAACAAAAAAGUAUCAUGGCUUUGGACGAGAGUGAAGAUGAGGAGCUCAGAAAAAUUUACAAAAUUGCCUAUCGCUCUUUUUUGCAGUAUGCUACAAUUGAAAACACCUUGACCGAUUUGGCAAAUGAUGUUCUUGACAAAACGAACAAACAGUUCGAAAAAAUUGUGAACUGUGCACAUGAAAAUUCAGAAAGUUCACUAAGAGCUUAUGCGAAAAAUGGAUUGGAGUUUACCGAGAAACGCCGAAAACUUUUUUUCGAAAAGGAACAAGACGCUACUGUCACCCCAAUUGAAAUUGUUGAGAGCGCUGAUUUGUUUUUUGUCAAGAAUUUUAGAAAUAAUAUACCAGGAAGAAUGAACUGGUCAGCUUGUUAUACAUCAGGACUGAGCGACGGAUUGUUUAGCAGAUUUGGAAGCCCUCUAUCUUUAAAAGAUGCAUUUCUAAACGACAGAUUGUAA